AUGCAUCUCAGCGCGGGGGUCAAUCUCUACGCCCUGUUCGCGUUGGCGUUCUUUGCCUCUUUCAUUGGCAAAACACACGCGUCAAUGGGUGACCAUCUCCCCGACUUUAAAGAAUGUGUCAAGGUCUGUAUUACGGAAAACUGUCAAAAUGGCAAUUCAGUGCUACCUCUACACCACCGUUUGUUAUUAUGGACCUGCCCUUCCGAAUGCGAUUAUACCUGCCAGCAUGUCGUCACCGACCGUCGAGUCGCGCGUGAUCCCCCUAUGAUCAGACCGAUCCUUCAAUUCCACGGGAAAUGGCCGUUCCGUAGAAUCCUGGGCAUGCAGGAGCCCUUCUCCGUGCUGUUCUCCUUCUUCAACUUCGCCGCCCACUGGAACGGGAUGUCUCGCAUCAAAGAGUCAAUUCCCGCCUGGCACUCCCUCCGCCCUUACUACAUGCUAUUCGGAUACAUCGGGCUGGCCAGCUGGAGUUUCAGCAUGAUCUUCCACACCCGUGAUUUCGCCCUGACCGAGAAGCUGGAUUAUUUCGCGGCCGGUGCCAAUGUGCUCUACGGCCUAUACCUUUCCGUUAUCCGCGUGUUCCGGCUCGAUCAGGACGGUUCUCAGUACCGUCCCUCCCUGCGUCGCUUCUGGACCGCUGUCUGCGUUCUGCUCUACACGUUGCAUAUCUGCUACCUCAGCUUCUGGUCGUGGGAUUACACAUAUAACAUGGCGGCAAACGUGGCGGUGGGCAUCGUUUCGAAUCUCAUCUGGACGGGAUUCAGUAUCGUCCGGUACCAAAAGUAUCUCAAGUCCUGGACCGCUUGGCCCGGUAUGAUUGUUGCGUGGAUCAUCCUCGCCAUGAGUCUGGAACUGCUAGAUUUCGCACCCUGGAAUGGGUUGAUUGAUGCACACAGUCUCUGGCAUCUGGGUACCGUCGUACCCACUGCUUGGUGGUACUCAUUUUUGAUCAGAGACACACAAGAUGAUAUUGCGGGACAUAGGCUUAAAGCUUAG
Molecule: messenger RNA, 996 nt
Organism: Penicillium brevicompactum
Lineage: Eukaryota; Fungi; Ascomycota; Eurotiomycetes; Eurotiales; Aspergillaceae
Product: PGAP3/PER1 family protein
Exons: 4
Coding region: 1-996 (331 amino acids)
Biological process (GO): GPI anchor biosynthetic process
Cellular component (GO): endoplasmic reticulum membrane
Molecular function (GO): hydrolase activity, acting on ester bonds
Source: RefSeq, a predicted model, not a curated record